GAACGCACGGAAUUAGACGAAGGCGCUAACAAUAGUGUGACGUCAUAUUAGAAAGACGUCGUUUGUUCUUAUCAAACUAUUGCAAUCAAUUUAUUUCUGUUUCUUACCACGCAGCUCGCACAUGGAUGUGACGUCACAGUGUCAGAUCGAGUCCAACUCGUGGAGCACCUUGAUGGAGCGGAGGAAGAAACUCGCAGCCGCCCGAGAGAGAUUCUUCAGUCACACCUACCCGACAGAUAACAACCUCGAUGAGGUGGAGAUCGACCAGCUCGCGCAAGAAGUGGUAACCAAUGUGUUAAUGGAGCUGGCUAGAGAAUGGCGGGAGGCGUUCCGGAAGGAGCAGAACAGACAAAUGGAUAAGAUUCAGUGUUUCGAGUGCGACAAGAACUCUCCUGUGGCGGAGGUAUGCAUGCCUCAUAAACUCGCCGGAAGUGUGACGUCGAAGCAUAACGAAUCCAAAACGAUGCUGAAUACAUUUUGGGAAAUUCUACUGCCAUGUCUUAAGGACAAAGAGAAGGGAAAUACCAUGGAUCAUUCGUCUCUUAAACACAGAAAGCGUCAUUAACAUUAUUGUUUUUACUAUAGUAAUUUUCAAAUUAUUUAUAAAAUUAAUGAAUUUUGUUUUAAAAUGUAAAUUUUUAUUUUAAAAAAUAAAUAAUUAAAUAACCACAA
Gigantopelta aegis is the source of this 672-nucleotide messenger RNA. RefSeq lists its product as uncharacterized. NCBI's taxonomy places the organism in Eukaryota, Metazoa, Mollusca, Gastropoda, Neomphalida, Peltospiridae. The record is from RefSeq and is a predicted model, not a curated record. The coding region runs from base 122 to 565 and encodes 147 amino acids. The transcript is spliced from 3 exons.